This is a messenger RNA of Rhodotorula toruloides NP11, 2166 nucleotides long. RefSeq names its product GTP-binding protein LepA. The coding region runs from base 1 to 2166 and encodes 721 amino acids. Gene Ontology annotation, cellular component: mitochondrion. Lineage: Eukaryota; Fungi; Basidiomycota; Microbotryomycetes; Sporidiobolales; Sporidiobolaceae. Gene Ontology annotation, biological process: positive regulation of translation. Gene Ontology annotation, molecular function: GTPase activity; mitochondrial ribosome binding; GTP binding. The transcript is spliced from 14 exons. The record is from RefSeq and is a predicted model, not a curated record.
AUGCUGCGAACGGGCUGUAGCGGUGCACAGAAGGCGCUGCGGACACCACAAACACGCCGGCGUUCGUUGUUGUCGCGACACACCACACCCUCUCAACCUUCGCUUUGGCUGCUCGAGUCGGCUGUGUACGCUCGUGUGGGAUGGUCGAGGGCGUUGUCGAGCACGGCGAGAUGUCUGGAAGGGCAGGCGGAGCGGAAACUGCCUUCCCUCGCCAACUUUCCGCCAGAGAAGAUCCGCAAUUUGGUCAACAUUGCUCACAUCGACCACGGAAAAUCGACUCUUGCGGAUCGCAUGCUGGAAAUGACGGGGACAAUUCCGCUCAAGCCGAAGAACUUGGACAUGUUGGACGGCGAGGGAAAGAACGAGCAGGUGCUGGAUACGCUGAAGGUGGAGAAGGAGCGAGGAAUCACGGUCCGCGCACAAUCAGCCACUAUGUUCCACACGCACUCGGACGGCGAGCAGUACAUGAUCAACCUCAUCGACACGCCAGGUCACGUCGACUUUGCGAGCGAGAUGCUCCGGUCACUCUUGCCGAGUCAAGGAGCGAUUUUGUUGGUCGAUGCGGCGCAGGGAGUGCAGGCGCAGACGUUGACGGUGCUGGACGAGGCGAUGAAGCGGAAUCUAGAGAUCGUUGGAACGGUGAACAAGUGGGACCUCGUCAAGGACGAUGAGCGAGGACCCGCUGCCGUACAAGAACUCGCCGACCUGCUCAGCUGCGAAGAAUCCGACGUCCUCCGCGUCAGUGCGAAAACUGGCUGGGGUGUCGAGACUGUGCUCGACGCCAUCAUCGAGCGGAUACCACCGCCACCCAGUGCGAAGGAGGGCGAAACGUUACGAGCGCUGGCGUUCGACAGCUGGUUCGACUCCUACCGCGGCGUUGUCAGCUUGAUCUCGAUCUUCGAAGGCGAGCUGAAGAAGGGCGACUCUAUCACCUCGACGAUGACGGGCAAGACGUAUACAGUUCUCGACGUCGGCAUCCUUUCGCCGCGCGAGGUCAGCAUUGCGGAUCUUCCUGAUCCCGACUCGCGAGUAUUACGAAAAGGAAUGGUCGGAUAUAUCACCUGCGGCAUGAAGGACCCGAAAGAUGCCUUCCUCGGCGACACCUUCCACCUCACUUCGCACCCUACACCACCUCUCGAGUCGUUCAAGCCGCUCAAAUCGAUGGUCUUCUCCGGCAUCUACCCUCUCGACCCCGGCGGCUUCCUCAAGCUUGAAGAAGCGAUUCGACGACUUACGCUUACCGACCGCUCCGUCACCGUGAACCGCGAGUCGUCGUCGUUCCUUGGCCAAGGCUUCCGUCUCGGCUUCAAUGGAAGUCUACACAUGGACGUCUUCCGGCAACGGCUGGAGGACGAGUUUGACGAGGAGGUCAUCGUCACCCGCCCGCUCGUCCCGGUCAAGCUCGUCUUCAAGGACGGCACGGAGAAGACGAUCGACAACCCCGCCGACUUUCCUGAUCCCAGCUCGCAGAUCAAGGUCGCUGAGGUUCUCGAGCCGAUGAUCCGCGCUACUAUUGUCACGCCAGACGAGUAUACUGGCCCGAUCAUCAACCUUUGCACCUCCGCCCGGGGCCUCCCUCUCUCGCACAACUACCUCUCGACCGGAUCCGUCUCCGCCGCUCCCGCCGACCCUAACGCACCCGUGUCCGCCGCACUGAAGCCCCGCGUCUCCAUGAGCUACCUCCUCCCCCUCUCGUCCAUCAUCACCUCCUUCCACUCGACUCUCAAAUCCAUCUCGUCCGGCUUCGCCUCGUUCGACUACGAGGAAGCGCCCUACGAGUCUUCCGACCUCGUAAGGAUGAACAUCCUCGUCAACGGCACCAAAAUCGAUGCGCUGUGCACGGUACUUCACCGCGAUGAGCUGGUGACGGAAGCGAGGGCAUGGACGAAGCGGUUGAAGGAGGCGAUCCCGCGGCAGAACCAUGAGGUCAUCAUACAGGCGGCAGUUGGCCAGCAGAUCGUCGCGAGGGAGCGCGUACCACCGUUUCGUAAGGACGUAUUAGCGAAGCUUUAUGGCGGAGAUGUGACGCGUAAAAUGAAGUUGCUCGCCAAGCAGAAGGCGGGCAAGCAACGACUUAAGGAGCGUAGUAUUGGGAACGUCACGAUCCCGGUCAAGGCUUUCCAUGCCGUCCUUGGCGGGCAGGAGAUGAAGCGCAAAUCAGGUUAG